GCCUUGGCUUCCGCCGGAAGUGCCGCCAUGUUGUUGCUGGCCUCGGGUGUUUGUGGGCGGCCGUGGGCUGGCGGCCGUGUCUGGGUGAGGGGAGCAGCAGUUCCGAGGAGCCGGCCAGGGGGCGCAGGCCACGUCCGGACCCGAGAUGGACGUUCUGAAGUCCGAGAUUCUCCGGAAGCGGCAGCUGGUGGAGGACAGGAACCUGCUGGUGGAAAAUAAAAAAUAUUUCAAACGUAGUGAACUUGCAAAAAAAGAAGAGGAAGCAUAUUUUGAAAGAUGUGGCUAUAAGCCUAUAAGUGAGAAGCCAUCUGGAGAGAUGCCACCUAAAGAAGAGGACCAGAAACCACUAACUUCAUCAAAUCCAGUAUUAGAACUUGAACUGGCGGAAGAAAAAUUACCCAUGACUCUCUCCAGGCAAGAGGUAAUCAGAAGAUUGAGGGAAAGAGGAGAGCCGAUUAGACUGUUCGGCGAAACUGAUUAUGAUGCUUUUCAGCGAUUAAGAAAAAUAGAAAUCCUCACACCAGAAGUCAACAAGGGCUUGAGGAAUGACCUAAAAGCGGCUUUGGAUAAGAUUGAUCAGCAGUACCUCAAUGAAAUUGUGGGUGGUCAGGAACCUGGAGAGGAAGACACUCAGAAUGAUUUGAAAGUGCACGAAGAAAACACCACAAUUGAGGAGUUAGAGGCCUUAGGAGAGUCUUUAGGAAAGGGCGAUGAUCAUAAGGACAUGGACAUCAUCACCAAAUUCCUGAAGUUUUUGCUUGGUGUUUGGGCUAAAGAAUUGAACGCCAGAGAAGAUUACGUGAAACGCAGUGUGCAGGGUAAGCUGAACAGUGCCACGCAGAAGCAGACCGAGUCCUAUCUCAGACCACUUUUCAGAAAGCUCCGUAAAAGGAAUCUUCCUGCUGAUAUUAAAGAAUCAAUAACAGAUAUUAUUAAAUUCAUGUUGCAGAGAGAAUAUGUGAAGGCAAAUGAUGCUUACCUUCAGAUGGCCAUUGGAAAUGCUCCCUGGCCUAUUGGCGUCACCAUGGUUGGUAUCCAUGCUAGAACUGGCAGGGAAAAGAUUUUUUCCAAGCACGUUGCGCAUGUAUUAAACGAUGAAACUCAGCGGAAAUAUAUUCAGGGGCUGAAGAGGUUAAUGACCAUUUGCCAGAAGCACUUUCCCACAGACCCAUCAAAGUGUGUGGAGUACAAUGCCCUGUGAGGUCCACACGCAGCAAGCAAGAACCAUGCGGAACUUCAGCACGCAGUGCGCAGACUUCUGUCAUCACCAGCGGGAAUGAGGACGGAGAGAGCUGGAGCUUCCGGUCUCCGGAUUCACUGCGGAGCUAUGGUGGCUGUCACCUCUGACACUGAUUUCUGUGUCUUGCUUUCAUUUUAAAUCAUGAAAACUUACAUUCUGAAGGCUUUCCCACAGCUACGUAUGCAGACAGCAGUAACAGAUGCGAAUUUAAAGUGACUGACUAAAAGCUGGUGAUUAGAUAAUUAAAAGGAAACUUUGGAGGGUGCACCUAAUUUUUCUGUGAUUUGUACACAGUCUUCUAUGUAUUAUUUAUAGAAAAUAUUUUUGCAUAUUUCAACAAAAAUGGGGCCAUUGAAUGAGACUUGAUCUUUGGCAUUGUGCAGCAUAAUGAAAUGUAAAUGCGGUAGUGUUAGCUUAAGUGUUAUUUUUCUUUUGUUUCAAAGCUUCCUUUAUCUUCAAAAGAGUAUACGUCAUAGCAUUUGUCAUCUGUGAGGGAAGAAGAGAAUUAACAGGAAACAAAAGUGUGAAAAACAAAGGUGGCGUAUUACACCAGCUAAGUUCCAAACGAAGUUAGCACCAGUGUGUCACGGUUGCAGGGGAGGAAGUUGGUCCCGGGCCAAUCUAGAAUGCGCAGGUGUGAGGAGUGGAACUGCGUGGACAGUGCCUGACCGCCCUCUGGCAGAGGAGGCUGGGGCCGGGACUGCGGGCACCACCCCGGCGGUGUGUCCUGGCUCUGGGCUUGCACGGUGAAGCCUUGCUCAGAUCUUAAGUGUCAUCCUUUGAUCACUGUGGCCAGUCACGGUGCUGUGGAGCUGAGCAGAUGGAGCUUCAAGGUGGGGAAGAAGGAUGCUGCCUGACCAGCAGGACGGCCGUGUCAGAUAUUGUAAGAGCAGAGGUCCCGCGGCCAGAGCCCUGCAGCUUCCCCUUUCAGUCACUUGGAGUACUGACAGCAUAGCGACAGCUGACUGGGCACGUGACCUGGUCUUGGUGCGCGCCAGCUUCCUCAUCUUACGGUGACAGUUGUAAUAUACACACCCCGUGUCGUUAUUGUCGUGUUUAAGUAAAGUACUUCGUGCACUGCCUGGCCAGUGGGAAGGGCCCGGUAAGUGGUAGUUGCGGUGUUAGCGUGGUUGCAGUUGCUAGGCCUUUCACGGGCCCUGUGGUUAGAGGCAGUGUGUACUCACGUAGGGGUAAUGCCCGUGGCGUCUGCAGCAACAGCAGUAAUUGUGAAAUCACUCGUCAAACGUUUCCUGUAUGUGGGCUCCGUGGCUGCUUUUACCUCAGCCGGCUCUGCCUGCAGGACAGAGGAGGGCAGCCGAAGGCCAGCGCUGAGAAAGUCACCUCGGCCGCCUGUGGUGUGUGCCUGUGAGACAGUGAUUGCUUCUGCUGGUCACUGAGGAGCUGGCAGUGCCUGGUGUCCUGAAGUGAAUCCGGCCCCACCCUCCGCUUUGGAAGCCUUUUCUUAGGAUGAAAUUCUGUGGAGGUGGGGGGACUUUAUGGCACAGACGAGGAGCAGACCUCCCUGCGAUGUGGCGGCAGUCCACACUGUUGAGGUGUGGUCUUGUGUAGGGCUUGCUUAUAAAUGCCGUUGGAUAAACGCUGCCCUGGUUACUUUUCUGUCACAGGCCACAGCACAGUAGUCGGUGAUGUCACGUGUCCUCCCAUCUGCCCGUCAAUCCCCCACAUGAAGAGAAUGCGUCCUGUGACACCAGUACUUUCUGGGGCUGACAGUGUGAAUAGCCUGACAGACCCAAAGGGCCGUGUGCUUCAGCGCUGUGGCCGUGGAGCAGUGGGAAAUUGGGUGGGGCGAGGCAGGCUGGAGGAGGCAGAGCCCUCUGAGAAAAGUGUUCCGUUGCCCCAGAAGUAGAGGUCUUCAGGUGGCUGUACGUAUCAGGAGGAGGGGGGAAACCGUCUCUCUCAUUCUCCAGAUUAAGAACAUUUACUUCAGUUCAGCAGAGUCUAUGUAUUUAUGUUUUGAACUGUUUAUAAAACAAUAAAGAUGCAUCUCUUCAAAUGUCGCAGUUCUAAAUACA
Messenger RNA from Chinchilla lanigera (long-tailed chinchilla), 3273 nucleotides. RefSeq names its product pre-mRNA processing factor 18 (gene Prpf18). Bases 146 to 1201 code for a protein of 351 amino acids. Gene Ontology annotation, biological process: RNA splicing; generation of catalytic spliceosome for second transesterification step. The record is from RefSeq and is a predicted model, not a curated record. Lineage: Eukaryota; Metazoa; Chordata; Mammalia; Rodentia; Chinchillidae. Gene Ontology annotation, cellular component: U2-type post-spliceosomal complex; U5 snRNP; U4/U6 x U5 tri-snRNP complex. The transcript has 11 exons.